Messenger RNA from Syngnathus typhle (broad-nosed pipefish), 1605 nucleotides. It is a transcript of the gene tmem117, whose product is annotated as transmembrane protein 117. Gene Ontology annotation, biological process: intrinsic apoptotic signaling pathway in response to endoplasmic reticulum stress. The coding region runs from base 1 to 1605 and encodes 534 amino acids. Lineage: Eukaryota; Metazoa; Chordata; Actinopteri; Syngnathiformes; Syngnathidae. The record is from RefSeq and is a predicted model, not a curated record. The transcript is spliced from 7 exons.
AUGGACCCAGCCAGUCGCUUACGAUAUUACUUCAGGCAUCCAUGGUCCCGCAUCGUGGUGGCCUACCUGGUCAUCUUCUUCAACUUCCUCAUCUUCGCCGAGGACCCCGUGUCGCACAGUCAGAAGGAGGCGCGCAUCGCCGUGGUGGGCAACUGCUUCUCCUUCCUUUUCAGCAACUACCCCGGAGCCGGGUGGAGCGUCCUCAAAGUGGUGUGCUGGAUGCUGGCCAUAUUCACCGGCCUCCUGGCUGGAAAGUUAUUUUUUCACCAGCAGCUCUUUGGUCGAUACCUGCGACUCAAAGCCUUCCAUGAGGACCAUGGCUCCUGGAUGACUAUGUUCUUCACAACCAUUCUCUCCAUCUUCAUCUUCUCACACAUCUACAACCUCUUCCUGCUGAUGGCCGGGAGCAUGGAGUCUCACAUGGUGACGGACCAAAUGGGCGUCAAGAACACCAGCUUUAUGAAGAUGGCUGCCGUGGGCACCUGGAUGGGGGACUUUGGUACGGCGUGGAUGGUGACAGAUAUGAUGCUUCAGGAUAAUAACUACCCACACUGGGGGAAAGAUGCAAGAAGGUUCUGGAAGCAAGGCAACAAUAGGAUUGUCCUAUUCUGGACCGUGCUUAUCCUGCUGACGACAUUGGUGGUUUCAGCCAUCGCUACCGACUGGCUCUGCUGGGAUUGCCUCAACCGAGGCUUCCUGCCCAGCGAUGAGGUCUCCAGAGCCUUCCUGGCCUCCUUCAUUUUGGUCUUCGACCUCCUCAUUGUCAUGCAGGACUGGGAGUUCCCUCACUUCAUGGGCAACAUGGAUAUCAAAUUGCCAGGACUGCCAACAGCACAGUUGAAUUUCAAGCUUCCUGUCUGCAAAUAUAUCUUCAAAGAGGAGUACCGCAUUCACAUCACAGGUAAGUGGUUCAAUUACGGCAUCAUCUUCCUGGUGCUGAUUUUGGACUUGAACAUGUGGAAGAACCAGAUCUUCUACCAGCCGUACGAGUACGGUCAGUACGUGGGGCCCGGCGAGUACAUCUUUAGCGUGGAGAAAGCCGAAAGCCUCAGGACGUUGAACCGCAGCACGCUGACGUACGAGUGGCGCGCCAACAACGUGGACCCGAGCACCAAUCGCUCCUAUAAAGAGCAGGACCUGUGGCUGCACAGUCGCUACAGUGGGGCUAGCAUGGCGCUCAAGUGCCUGGCCUUCCUCCCCAGCCUGCUAACGUUCAUCAGCUUCGGUGGCUUCAUCUUGAUGCUGGGCCGAUUCUCCGACAGCGAGACCGAAAACCGAGACAAUAGCUACGAGAGGAUGAAUCGCAAGUCGUCGUGUGGCAAAGAGACGGCCGUCACCCCCGAGGAAGGUCAGGACGUCGACGAGUCCGACGGCCUUAAGCGCUCGGGAACGUCCGUACCGCUACUGACGGAAGCCGAGGACGCCCCGGUGCCGCCCCCCGCCAGCGACACGGUGGAAGAGGCGCAUCCCAGCGCCGCCGGUGACCUCGAGGCCUCCGAGGAAUCAAACAUCUCUCACGAGAUCGCCUUCCUCAGGUGGCUCGGCAUUGAACGUGACGCCGAGGAAACGGGCGUCUCUCAUGACGUCGCCCACGACCCGCUGUGA